This is a messenger RNA of Syngnathus acus (greater pipefish), 2370 nucleotides long. RefSeq names its product tubulin tyrosine ligase-like family, member 10 (gene ttll10). Gene Ontology annotation, biological process: protein modification process. Bases 329 to 1924 code for a protein of 531 amino acids. The record is from RefSeq and is a predicted model, not a curated record. Lineage: Eukaryota; Metazoa; Chordata; Actinopteri; Syngnathiformes; Syngnathidae. The transcript is spliced from 13 exons.
CCUCGCCUGGCUGGAGGGUUGAAUCAACAAGGUGGAGAAAGAGUCUGCGGAGUAGUUGAGGAGGUUGAGGCUGAACUGGGAACAAUACGUCGUUGAGUGGAUAUCCACCAGUAAGCUCACAUUGUGCUGUUCCCCCAGUGUGAAGUGGAGGAGAGGUGCGCACAUUGCAAAAGCAGAAACAGUAAAUGCGGAAGAUUGAAGUACGCAAAAUAGGUUCAUAAGGAACGGCAAGCAGCAAUCCAUGAGUGGAUAGAUCACACCACUGUGAAUUGGGCACUUGACCUUUCACCUCUAUCUCUAUCCAUGUUCUGCAUUGCAGCUUGAGAUCAUGUCAUCUGAGAGCUUGUUGGAGCACUGCAAUGAGGCCCGGAAUGAUGACGGCAAAGUGCACAAGCAAGGAAAAGAAGUGGAGGAGGACAACCAGGCUGCAGUAACAUUAUCUCCUGCUCGUGAUGUCGUAGAGGGACUGGUGACCGUCCAGGUGAAGGAGAUGCAAUCUGGUCAAUUCAAAAAGGGACGGAUCCGGAUAGCUUUGAACAAAAAGAGACAUGACAGAGACUCAGUCAAGGAAAGGGUGCAGCAUGUUGAAGAGCACAGAGGUUCUGGCCCUUUUUUCUUCUUUGGAGGAGCCAAUGGUGCUGAGAUAGUGAGCACUUACUGUGAGGGAAGAGGAUGGAAGAGGACAUACAACAAGCACAGGGAGGACUUCAAACUCAAGUGGUGUGAGACCAAAUCUCCAGGCACGUACCGCAACUUCAGAGAAGGAGAACAACUGGUUUAUCAGAUCCCCAACAACAAGGUUCUCACCACCAAGAUUGGCCUGCUGAGCAGUCUGAGGGAGUACGAGCGAGUCACUUGCAAAGUCAACCACGGCCGAGUGUUCAGGAAGAUGAAAAUGAAGGAGUUUAUUCCUACAACCUUCCGUUUGGAUGUGAAGGAAGAGCGAGAGGCUUUCUUUGCUCAGCAGGAGGCAGGUUCACACAUCAAUUCCAGUCAAAUGUGGAUAUGCAAGCCCACUGGUCUGAACCAGGGCAGAGGAAUCUUCCUACUGAAGAGCAUGGAAGACGUUGCCGCCUUGACCCUGAAGCUGCAACACAUGGACGACCUGCGGACCAACACUAAGACUCUUCAUCGCCAGCCUCAGGCUUACAUUGUCCAACAUUACAUCCAGAGGCCGCUGCUGUUACGAGGGAAGAAGUUUGACGUGCGCUCUUUUCUCCUAAUAGCCUGCACGUCACCUUACAUGGUCUUCUUUCGCCACGGAUACAUCCGACUGACCUGUGACCACUAUGACCCCAGCUCCAAUAAUCUCUCAGCCCACCUGACCAAUCAGUACAUGCAGAAGAAGAACCCUCUGUACAGUCGCAUGAAGGAGGAGACCGUGUGGUCCAUGGAGAGCUUCAACGCCUAUGUUAACGAUUGCUUUCAGGUUGCAAAGGAUCUGCCAAGGGACUGGGUGCUGGGCGCCUUCACAAAGUACAUGCAGCAGAUGAUGACACAGUGUUUCCUUGCUGUCAAACACAAGCUGGACCGCAGGCUGGGUUUCUUCGACUUGAUUGGCUGUGACUUCUUGGUGGACGAGGACUUCAAGGUGUGGCUUUUGGAGAUGAACUGUAAUCCAGCCCUCCAUGUCAACUGUAAGGUGCUGAAAGAGGUGAUACCCAGCACUGUAGCAGAGACACUGGAUUUAACUCUUGAGAUCUUCAACAAGUGCCGUCUGAGACAGCGGAUCUUGCCUUUGGCCUGUCAGAGGGAGUUUGUACUCCUGUACAACGGACUUUGUGGCUCGCAUUCCGACAACACUGGAAAGAGCCACAAAGUCUCAAGAAAAAUCCAAAAGACUAGGCCCAGACGGGUACGUGGGACAACGCAACUGAGACAGCCCACACAUCUUCUGACAGCUCUUCAAGUGUCGCCACCUUAAACCGUCAUAGUUAUGUGGAGAUCAAAAUGAGCACAUGCGCAAUGCAGCAUCACCAUGCAUGUGAGGAUGCGUUGAAACACUGAUUUAAUGCAACAAAUAGAAAAUAUUUGCAUGUUCAGUGAGUAACUAGUAUAUUCUUCGAUGAACCUCAAGUUUAUUUUUUUAAGUACGUAAAUCAUGUACACUUUACAUUUGCAAACAUGUCAUGCAUGUAGGUUCAUUAUGCUAUUUAGAUCUCAAGUUGCCUUGUAAAUGAAUAAAUACAGAAAUUAUACACAAUUACACAUUCAUAAUUUAUUAUAAAACAAAUGUUAGUAAAUGUCUUGUAUAUACAGCAUUGCUUUUUCCUUAGAGUGCCACUUGUUGCUAGGCAGAGUUCAUAGGGCUUAGGGAUGACUGUACCAUCAGCCAAUGAAAAAAGAGAAAAUAAAAACUGCAUAAUCAGA